AUGACACCUUCACACUCGCUCGUGUACCUACUGUCACUCGUUUUAACCUUUUCUUUGCUUCCAUCCACUCUCGCUGCACCAUGGAUUGUAACUGGCUACUACGAAGAAGUUACGAGCACCGUCUACGAUUAUUACUAUUACUAUGAGACAUCAACCCCAGAGGUGACUCGUAUUAUUGAAGCCAUCAUUCCCACAGCCACACCCCUCCCAGCCGCGGUAUCUACCGUCGUUGUGAACCCUUACUCUAAUACCGAUAUCACCAUUGUGGAGAAACUGUACCCUACUGGAGCUGGGAAAGUUCAAGUCUAUUCAUACGACUACGACUACGACAAUGUAGUGACUGUUUGGGUUGUCAACAUGACCUUUAGUGCACCUACCGGUUGCUCAACAGCAUGGACAACCACAACUGCAGCCACGGUGUAUCCCAGCGAAACGAUCAAGUCAUUGCUCCCCAAGACUGCUGUCUCAACCUCACUGUCAGUGGAUACUAGGAUCGCCUUCCAGCCAACAACUUACACCUACGACUACAUCUUUGUGGACCCGACCCAAAUCCCCAGCUCCUCACUCGCUGCGCUGAGCAAUUACAACUACCCAAGUGACCUCUACACAGGUAAUGGCUGCUACUACACCUCCGUAGCUUCAAACUAUGGCACCGAUGAAGAUGGAAGCUACACUACCGGUACAUACGGGAACUCCAACUAUUAUUCGUACGGUGACGAUGACUACAACUGGUUCAUAUCCUCCUAUUGGGGAAUCUCUUUGCUAGCCAUAACUCUCAUCACCCUCCUAGGAUGGAUAGGCGUUAUGCUGAUCGCCGGCUUCAUCGAAGCCUGGAUUCGUUUCCGGCGCCUGAUGACAGGCUGGCAAACCCGGCGCGGCCUCCCAGUGUUCUGGUCAUUGACACUCCUCCCACUAUCUCUAUUCCUGCUCUUCGCCUUCAAAAAGGGAUACCGCGCCCGCAGCGCUGAAGACGCCGAAGUCCUCCGACAGAAGUGGAAGGAGAUGAGUUUCUGGACCAAACUCCGUCUCUUCUUCGUUUGGGGCUUCCGCUUCAAGUACCCGCCUAUGCUAGGUGAGGCCCCGCCGCGCGUGGAGGCUAGCAAGCGCCCUCAGAAGAACCCGCGAGCUGCCGUACCCAACGCUGAACAGCCGCUCGUGUCUGGAGCGACCGCGCAGCAGUCAAGGCCAGGAUCUGCGGAUCGGGCUGUCCCAGCUGUUGAAACUCGGGAUCCCGAGAUGGGAGAAGUGAACGCGGAGCAGCGCUCGACUCGGGAGAAUGGCGCAGAGGCAUCUGGUGCCUUGAUUCAGAGCCAGGAGGAGAGAGAUAUUGGUCGAGUCAAUUGA
This is a messenger RNA of Penicillium taxi, 1344 nucleotides long. RefSeq lists its product as uncharacterized. Lineage: Eukaryota; Fungi; Ascomycota; Eurotiomycetes; Eurotiales; Aspergillaceae. The record is from RefSeq and is a predicted model, not a curated record. The coding region runs from base 1 to 1344 and encodes 447 amino acids. The transcript has a single exon.